AGGUAAAAGGCGGGAGAGGAAAAUUUUUUUUCCUCGUUCCGGUCUCGUCUCUCGGGCGGUCGGGGGGUUGGUUGCUGUCUGCAGUCCCUGGAUUAGGGUUUUAUUCUACCUAAGGAACAAGACGAGAGGUAGGGGGUUGCUGUCAGGUGCUUUUCCGGCGACGGGAGGAUGGGAGUUCCGGCGUUCUAUCGGUGGCUGGCGGAGAAGUACCCCAUGGUAGUGGUGGACGUCAUUGAGGAGGAAGCUGUGGAGAUCAAUGGCGUCAAGAUCCCUGUCGACACCAGCAAGCCCAACCCUAACAAGAUUGAGUUCGACAACCUCUACCUCGACAUGAACGGCAUCAUUCACCCGUGCUUCCACCCCGAGGACAGGCCUUCUCCAACUACAUUUGAUGAGGUCUUCCAGUGCAUGUUUGACUAUAUAGAUCGACUGUUCGUGAUGGUACGCCCAAGGAAGCUUUUAUAUAUGGCGAUUGAUGGCGUGGCACCAAGAGCUAAGAUGAACCAGCAAAGGUCAAGGCGGUUUAGGGCUGCCAAGGAUGCUGCUGAAGCGGCGGCAGAAGAAGAGCGCCUAAGACAAGAGUUUGAGAAGGAGGGAAGGUUGCUUCCUCCAAAAGAGCAAUCUCAAACUUGUGAUUCUAAUGUAAUUACCCCUGGAACCGAAUUUAUGGGUGUUCUCUCCACGGCCUUGCAGUAUUACAUUCACUUGCGAUUGAACUAUGAUCCAGGAUGGAGGAACAUUAAGGUAAUCCUAUCUGAUGCAAAUGUUCCUGGUGAAGGAGAGCACAAAAUCAUGUCGUACAUACGUCUUCAGAGAAACCUGCAAGGCUAUGAUCCAAAUACACGCCAUUGCUUAUAUGGCUUGGAUGCUGAUCUAAUUAUGUUGGCUUUAGCUACGCAUGAAGUUCAUUUCUCAAUCCUAAGGGAGAUUGUUUUUACCCCUGGGCAGCAAGACAAAUGCUUUUUGUGUGGUCAGAUGGGCCAUUUAGCAGCUGAUUGCCAAGGUAAAGAGAAGAGAAAGUUUGGAGAAUUUGAUGAAAAGAGUGCAGAAGCAUCUGUCGCAAAAAAGCCUUAUCAGUUUCUGAACAUUUGGACACUACGUGAAUACUUGGAAUAUGAAUUCAGAAUCCCCAAUGUUCCUUUUAAGAUUGACUUUGAACGCAUAGUGGAUGAUUUCAUAUUUAUGUGUUUCUUUGUUGGCAAUGAUUUUCUUCCACAUAUGCCCACUCUAGAAAUUCGAGAGGGAGCAAUCAACUUGCUCAUGGCCGUGUACAAAAAGGAGUUGAGGGCAAUGGGUGGAUAUUUGACCGACUCCAGUGAGCCAAACUUGAAGAGGGUUGAACACUUUAUUCAGGCAGUGGGAUCAUAUGAAGAUCAAAUUUUUCAGAAACGAUCUCGGCUUCAUCAGCGUCAGACGGAGAGAAUUAAGCGUGAGAAGGCUCAGUCUAGGCGGGGAGAUGAUGUGGAACCGCAAGUUUGCCCUGAUUCUUUAGUUCCAGUGGCUCGUUUUCAAGGAUCCCGGCUUGCUUCAGCUCCUGUAGCUUCUCCAUAUCAGAAUAUAGGAUCUGCCAACAAGUUUGCAAAUAUCAAGAAGCAGUAUGAACUUCGUCAUACGACUGAUGGGAUGUCAUCUCUAAAAAUAGAUACGGAGCAAUAUGGAACAUCAUCUGAAAAGAGGGCUUCUGUUCGAGCCCAAAAAGUUGCCCGUGUUGCAGUACAGGGGGCUAGUGUUGGUGCGGCUAUUGUUGCAGCUGAAAACAAUCUCGAGAUGGAAACUCGGGAAAACAAAGAAGAGCUGAAAGCUAAACUCAAGGAUGUGCUUCGGGAGAAGUCUGAUGUUUUCAACUCUGGAAGUCCAGAGGAAGACAAGAUUAAGCUUGGUGAGCCUGGGUGGAAGGAGCGGUACUAUGAGGAGAAGUUCUCUGCAAAAACACCCGAAGAACUUGAAAAUAUAAGAAGAGAUGUUGUUUUGAGAUAUACAGAAGGUUUAUGCUGGGUUAUGCAUUACUACUAUGAAGGAGUGUGCUCAUGGAAAUGGUUUUAUCCUUAUCACUAUGCACCGUUUGCUUCUGAUAUCAAGGGUUUGGAUGAGUUAAAUAUAAACUUUCAACUCGGUUCUCCCUUCAAACCUUUUAAUCAGCUAAUGGGUGUAUUUCCUGCUGCCAGUUCGCAUGCACUCCCAGAGCAAUAUAGGCGCUUGAUGAUGGAUCCUAACUCACCUAUUAUUGAUUUUUAUCCAACUGAUUUUGAAGUAGACAUGAAUGGCAAACGCUAUUCCUGGCAGGGUGUGGCUAAGCUACCUUUUAUUGAUGAAGGACGACUGCUUGGAGAGAUUAGCAAGAUUGAGCAUACUUUAACAGAAGAGGAAGCACGGAGGAACAGUGUAAUGUUUGACAUGUUGUUUCUGACUGUUAGUCAUCCUUUGGCCCCUUAUAUAUUUUCCCUAUAUGAUCGCUUCAACCAAUGCUCCGCUAAGGAACGGUCAGAAGUGAAAGAACAAAUUGAUCCACAAGCCAGUGGUGGGAUGAAUGGCUAUUUAUCUCCAUGUAAUGGAGAUGCAUGCCCCCCAAUCUUUAGUUCCCCGGUCGAAGGAUUGGAGGACAUCACACAAAAUCAAGUGUUAUCUGCUAUCUACAAGCUGCCAGAUGCACACAAGCACAUUACCAAGCCACCUGAGGGUGUGAUUAUGCCUCCAAAGAUUGUCACAGUCGGGGACUUGAGGCCAGCACCUGUCCUUUGGCACGAAGACAAUGGAAGGAGAUACGACAAUGGAAGGCACAAUCCUCCUGGAGCAAUUUCUGGUAAACAGCUUGGAGAUGCAGCUCAUCGACUUGUGGUUAAUAGCUUACAAAUGAAACACGAGCGUCAUGGGCAGAUGCCAUAUACUGAUGGUGGUUUGAUUGGCAGUUCGUCUUCCCCAUACCAAAAUGGCAGAUACCAUAGUCAAAACCAAAGGCCACGGAAUGGGUACAUUAAUCGUGAAGAAAGAUUUGUAGCCUCUGCUGCUCAGAUGCAUCCAAGCCAUGCUUAUAACCAGGGUUAUGUUGAUCAAUCACAAGCGUAUGUGAGGUCACACUGGCAGGCUCAACCCGCUCAACCAUACCAUCCUCCAUAUCAGAAUGGUGUUACCAGCAACACCUUAUGGUGCAGUGCCUGUGCAGCGACCAUUUGCUCCACAGUAUAUGCCACCUCAAGGAUAUGGGGGCUAUGGAAGUUAUGGACCAGUAGUAGCACCACCACCGAGUCAGUGGGGACAUUAUGAGGAACCCCCAGUCGUGGCACUGCUUCCCGUCAAUCAGGUGUCAACAGAGGCCCUGCCAACGUGCAAUCUGUGUCCAACAGGUAUUCAUCUUUGGAUAGGAGUAGCAGCAGAAGAUAUCCACAAGGCAGAUAUUAGUCUUUUGCUGAUGCUCGCAGUGGAGUUCCUCCAUAGUUACAGGCUGAGUUUCCUAUAACCUAAGAUGGUUGUAUAGUAGCUAAUUUGAAUAAUCGCAGUUUUCAGAUGCAUUCUUUUAUUAUAUUGUUUGAAGAAUUAGGUGAAUAGGGCAUAAGCCGGAAUUUGCUGUUGAGAUAUGAUCGAGCCCGAGAGGCCAUUGUAUCAUAAUGACAUGGAAUUCUCGUUUAUAUUGAAAAUUGUAGAGUAGAGAAAAUGAAAUGGAAGAACAGAUGCAUCGUUGACGCCCUC
Molecule: messenger RNA, 3684 nt
Organism: Nymphaea colorata (pocket water lily)
Lineage: Eukaryota; Viridiplantae; Streptophyta; Magnoliopsida; Nymphaeales; Nymphaeaceae
Product: 5'-3' exoribonuclease 3
Exons: 23
Coding region: 169-3261 (1030 amino acids)
Biological process (GO): nuclear-transcribed mRNA catabolic process
Cellular component (GO): nucleus
Molecular function (GO): zinc ion binding; RNA binding; 5'-3' RNA exonuclease activity
Source: RefSeq, a predicted model, not a curated record